AAUUGGCAUCACUCCAUACAAUGUAGUUUUGCUCCUCAACUAGUUCUCCAGCUAUUGAGUUUGGUAGGUCAGGAGUAAUAAACCGUUUAGGACGGUGCAUAAAAGUUUAUGUUUCGUUAUUUUUCCACAUAGAAAAAAUAACGUGUUUUGUUUGAAUAAUUAGUUGAGAAAACAUCACUAUCAUCACAUAAGAAAGUAGCUGACUAGCUAGCGAGUGUGCUAGCGUUUAUUAUAAAACUAUUAACAGAAAAACGUUAUAUUUGACGUCAAAGUCAGGCGAAAGGGAUUGCCAGAGGAACAGCUUGUGGUAAACGCUGGAGUUUGGGCAAUUUGUGAACUUUUGUGAGACUGGGAAUGUCUUGUCGGAGUGGAGUGGCCCGGGUGGGUAACCAAGGACUGCAGCCCCUCCGAGCCACGGUCCCAUUUCAGCUCCAGAACCGAACAGCACCACGAUGCAAAGACACCAAAUCAGUGGAGUGCAAGACGAAGGGCCGUCCCCCAAAGCCAACCUUGCGACGGACAUUGUCUCUCGAAACUUUGGUGGGGCCGUACCUGCAGGGCCACUGGCCUAAGGAACCAGAGGGUCAGCCUGUUACCUGUGUCAAUGACAAGGCCACACAGACUCCCAGUUCCUGGAUAGAAGAAACACGGGGGCGGAGAGGGGGCGGCGGUCACAAGCGCUCUGCAUCAUGGGGUAGCUCUGAGCACCUCAGAGAGGUUGCUAAGUUACGGCACUCCUUGCAGAAACGCUCCAGACACGCACCUCCCGCCACGGACUGCAACCACACACAGCAACAUGCACACAACAGCCAAACACACACACCUGGAAGUACACAGACAAUGCCUUUGAUUCCUCUGAGCCGAUUGGCCCCCAGACUGAGACGCAGUGUGGAAGGACUGAACCUGGAGCUGGAGGGAGUCUUUGUGUCUGAAACAGCAAAGGAACAACACAAGAUUCUUGAUGUCCCAGAUGGUCACAGAGCCCCUGUCCCCGCUCAAAGGUACAGCAGCACUUCACAGAGUGACCCUUCUCCUGGCCAGCUGUCUCCCUCACACUCACCCUGCACCAUCACUGACUCUGAUAUAGUUGUGUGUGGGCCGCUCUGUCCGCUUCCCUCUCCUCCUCUGUGUAUGUCUGAGCCGCCAUCUUCCUCUCCUCGACCCAACAAGACAUAUUUAUUCCAGAGAGAACCUCCAGAGGGCUGCGAGAGAGUACGUGUGUCUGAGGAGGCCAUACUUCCCUGUCAUGGAAAUGCCCCUCUGCAGCCCUCCUGUCCUGACCCUAACAAGGUGAAUUUUACACCUCAUGGUGGCUCUGCCUUCUGCCCUGUCAGUCUCCUCAAGCCCCUCCUCCCUUCUAUGGAUCUGUUAUUUCGUGGCCUGUCUGUUUCACCUGUCACUGGUUGUUCGGCUCAAGUUCCUGGCCCCUGCCAGUCUCCAGGACAUGCUGUGGGUGGAUACUUGAGCGGGAUCGUCCCGGACUCUUCCACCACCUCUCUGUGAAAAGGAGGCAUUCAUAAUGAGAAAAGAUAAUGAAAAGACUAAUUUUUUUGCCUUUGUCACACUUCAUCAGAGACUUGACAUUAAAGUGUCACAAAGAAAAACAAAAACACCAGUAACUGCUUAUGCUAUCUACUCUUGGCACAGAGAGAAAAACGUCAUGAUAGAAGAACAACAUGGGGAACCUUUCACCCACAGAAGCUACAUUAAAAAAAAAACAAAAUCUAUGGUUGUCACCAGUUUGAUUUGCAGAUGACAAAUUGAUCUCAGGACACUCCGGACUUGGCAUUUGUGAUCAUUUCCUUCUUACUUUAUAGCAUUCAUUUAUUGCUAUAGUUCACUAUAUUUCUAUAAUCCAAUUCAUCAUCUGUCAUAGGAUGUAUAAUAUUUUAGGUCUGCCAGAAGAUGGUAAAUAAUAGAAGAGAAAAUGGACUUUCUGGACCUACCAUAUUUUUGUACUGCAUGCUGGACUUGAACCAACACAAAUGAGGCACUAAUGGUCCAUAGAGUCUCCGAAGGUCCAUGUGGGCUAUCGACAUCUGUUUAUGCCUUGAAGCGGCAUCUCAUCUGGAGAACCAAUCCUUCAAGUUCUUUUGAAAGCUGGGUUUGUUUUGAAUACUCACUAGCAUGUCUAUUUAGUAGCUAAAAAUUUAUGGUUUUUUUUUUUUGUUUUUUUUUAAAGGAAUUAAGCCAAGCUCUGAACAAGAGGUCUUGAUUCAACAAAGAGUUACCAUUAACAGUCUCACUCCAGUAUGGGGCUUAAAUGUGUCUGGGAUAUUAACCAGACAGUACAGAGAGUAACCAGAGAAAUUGUAGUGUUUACAGCUGCAGUUUUAAGGAAAUGGCAUAGCCACACAAAGCCCAUUCUUCUGUGUUCAUGGACUGUGGGCUUCUCACACUUAAAUUCAGUAUAUACGACAAGACCCUAUUAAGGGCUUAUUUCCCUACAUACUUGAUGAGAGUGCAGUAUGUUUUACCGAAUUUUACUACAGCAUUGACAAGCCUUCCUAUUCUCUUGAAAACUUAAUUUACUUUGUUAAUGCUUACACACGUUGGUCCUAUUGUGAAAUCAGUUUGGGUUUACACAUACUUUUUACGCAUGACACAAGCUAAUUUGCUGCACUGAGAUACAAUGCACUUGUCAUAAGGAACGAGACUUACAGCAAAUCAUUUGCAGAAAUCGCCUGAUAUUUAAAGCACUGAUAUAAUCCCAUAUAUUUCUGUGGAUGUAUGAGGCAGACUACAGUAUUAUAUUGUUUCGCGGUCCUGGCAUCAUUCACUUGAGUGUUCUAUUUUAAGUUCCCAGUUAGAGUUUAUUAUUACCUUGUUCUUUAAGGGGCCCUGAUUUAAUGACAUUGUUCUCAGAUAUUUUUGUUUGUUUGUUUUUGCCUCCUGUUACUCUUAUCCUGUUACAGUUGUUGUACACCAAGCCUUUUGUUUCUUUAUUAUUUCUGUCGUAAAUUUAAAUUUAAAAUGUAUGUUACUCAAUGUUGGCUGCCAUAAAUGAGAAAAAAGCUCAGAGAAAUAA
Molecule: messenger RNA, 3028 nt
Organism: Myxocyprinus asiaticus (Chinese sucker)
Lineage: Eukaryota; Metazoa; Chordata; Actinopteri; Cypriniformes; Catostomidae
Product: protein FAM117A-like
Exons: 8
Coding region: 355-1503 (382 amino acids)
Source: RefSeq, a predicted model, not a curated record